UCACUGCGCCUGCGUGCGGCUGCGAGCGGUCAAAGCGCCUUCCGGAGGCCGUAGUACUGCGCCUCUCUCCUCGUCUGUUCCUUUCGAAGUGCCCUAAGCGAACUUCAGAGAGGCCGCCGCCACUGAAAGGGCGUUUUUCUGUAGCCCCGACACCUCUCGGUGCGCAGCUACUCCGGCCCUUGCCCUUUGACCCUGCUCUCACGGCGGGGUGAGAGGUCGGUGGCCAUCUUGUGGCGGCGGCGCGGGUGGCUGUUACUGCGGAGACCCAUCCCCUCCCCCCUCCUUACCCCUCUGGCCGUCUGUCAGUCAGUAAAGAGCCCCGCAAGCCGUCAGGUGAGACCCCGGCCUCGCGCCGUUGCUCUUCCCGCCGCACUGGGCGGCCCAGGCCGCUCCCUGCAGGGCCUCACUGCCGCCACCAUGUCCUCCUUCUCCGAGUCGGCGUUGGAGAAGAAGCUCUCGGAGCUGAGCAACUCUCAACAGAGCGUGCAAACCCUGUCCCUGUGGCUCAUACACCACCGCAAGCAUGCGGGACCCAUCGUCUCUGUGUGGCACCGCGAGCUCCGCAAAGCCAAAUCAAAUAGAAAGCUUACUUUUUUGUACUUAGCGAAUGAUGUCAUCCAAAACAGUAAAAGGAAAGGACCUGAAUUCACUAGAGAAUUUGAAUCUGUCCUUGUGGAUGCUUUUUCUCAUGUUGCCAGAGAGGCAGAUGAAGGCUGUAAAAAACCUUUAGAAAGAUUGCUGAACAUCUGGCAAGAAAGAAGUGUGUAUGGCGGCGAGUUCAUACAGCAGCUGAAGCUGUCUAUGGAGGACUCCAAGAGCCCUCCCCCCAAAGCAGCAGAAGAGAAGAAAUCCCUGAAGCGAACUUUUCAGCAGAUCCAAGAGGAGGAGGAUGACGACUACCCUGGAAGCUACUCUCCCCAAGAUCCUUCUGCAGGACCCCUCUUGACUGAGGAACUAAUCAAAGCUUUGCAGGACCUGGAGAAUGCUGCAUCGGGGGAUGCUACUGUCCGGCAGAAAAUUGCUUCUUUGCCCCAAGAAGUGCAAGAUGUUUCUCUCUUGGAAAAAAUAACAGACAAAGAGGCAGCCGAACGUCUCUCAAAAACAGUAGAUGAAGCAUGUCUGUUACUAGCAGAAUAUAACGGGCGUCUGGCGGCAGAACUGGAAGACCGGCGCCAGCUGGCUCGGAUGUUGGUGGAGUACACCCAGAACCAGAAAGACGUUUUGUCAGAAAAGGAGAAAAAGCUAGAAGAAUAUAAACAGAAGCUCGCUCGGGUAACCCAGGUCCGCAAGGAACUGAAGUCCCAUAUUCAGAGCUUGCCAGACCUCUCGUUGCUGCCCAACGUCACAGGGGGCUUGGCCCCCCUGCCCUCUGCUGGUGACCUGUUUUCAACUGACUAGGACAGGUGUCGUGCCCCAAAUUCCCAUCUCUACCAGCAGAAAGAAGAGAGAGGGCAAGUCAUGGUUGGAAAUAACCAUGGUGGAAAUAACUUGUGGCCCCUGGUUCUGUCCCUCCUUCAUCCCAGUCCCGCAGCCUCAAGAAAGAACCACUGACUCUGAAUCUCCUCUCCGUCCUCUCCUGUUGAGCACACUUCAGAACAGUGGCGAGUGGAGUCCAAUUAGAUUCAUAUUUGGAAAGAAUACAAAGUCUCCCACUUCAUGUAUUCAUGCCCCUGUUGGUUCUCCAUUCUUAGCUGUCUCUUUACACCCAAGAAGUUAUGAAAAUCAUGUGUACUUCUGGAAGUUUUCAGAAGAAUCUUGUCCCUCCCGACAGCAUUGUGUCAUGAGAGCCGCUUCUCUUUUCGGAGCUGGGUUUGUUCAAGUUCAGUGCAGGCCUCCACUGAAGGACUCACUCUGGAGUCAUUGACUUUCCUGGCUACCGUCCACCCCAAAGGUUGGAGGCACGACUGUCAAGCAGCUUUGCCAUGAAGAGUUUGCCAAAUCUCUGAUCCUUCCUUUCCCCUGCUUGUAGUGAUGUAUAGUUACAGGUGCAGUGCAUUUGUUUUAUAAGCAGACUAGGGAAUCUAGCAAUAAGAUUCAAAGCUGACCUGGGAUAUACGGUUCAGAAGGAAGACUAACGGGAAUCACAGACGUGAGUUCAAAAUAAGUUACGUGCUUCGGGUUCCUACGGACAACCUUCCCAGGGUUCCUGCUGUCGUAGAAAACGUUCCUAAAGACGUGAUCUUUUGGCCCUAAUCUUGUGAAGGCAGUUGUUAGGAAUGGCACCGGUGGACCCCAAAAGCUAAAGGCAAAACCAAGAGUGUGGACUCUGCACGGGUGUUGCUUUUAGACUCCUGUCUUUUGGGGAGUAGGGCUCACACUAGCAUUGCUUCACUGGGCUCAGGUCUACGGUAUGGCGAGUGAACUUGAGUAUCUCCCCUGCAGAUAUGACGCUCUGUGCAUGUCUGUCUGUCUGUCUGUCAGUUUAUGCCACUGCACACAUCCUUGUGCCCGGAGGAGGAGGAGUACUUGAUCGGCUGUUACCGAGUAGCUCAUCUCGGGCAGAGGAAGGGGGGAAGUCAGGGAUAUUAAUUUUGGGUUUUAGUUCCAUUAUCAUGCCAGUUGAUAUCAUGACUACAUAAUGUAGUUUUUACCUUGCUUUUAGUAAAGGUUAGGCCUGCUAACUGUAAAUCAUUCUGAUUUGGCAGUCUUCUUUUUGACAUUGGAAAGGGCAGAAAACAGUUUGCCCCAGUAGUAUGACGGGAGUCAGGGCCCAGAGGCUGAAAUCCAUAAGCUAUAAAAAGGAAUUCAGCGGUGGGGGCUUCAGAAUCUCCAUUAUUUUGCGUUGUUAUUUUCAGGAUUACCAAAAAGCCAAUUACUUGUAAUUUUACAUGUUAAACAUGUUGAAACAUAGCCUGUGUUUUUACAGUGUGCAGGCUUUCCUUUUAGAAGCUCUUCUGUCUGCCAUGAAGUGAGAACAGUGAAAAAAAGUCCUAGCAGGUGUUCAGUUUGACUCUGUGUAGAACAUAGUAGCAUUGAAGCUGUUCUUUGGAUUUGAGUAUAGACUGGAUGUUGUUUGCUUAUUGAUACUGCCUGUGGUCCUGCCAUUAUUAAAUUAAUGAGUCUCUAACUAUAAAGUUUUCCUCCCAGAGGCCAGAGGUCAGUAGGUGACUUUACUAAGGAAAAUUGCAGGAAAAUUGCAAGAUCGCUUCUAAUCGUUGCUGUUUUCUGCGCGUACGCCCCUCCCCAUAUGGUGUGCUGCUUCAGUCCUCCGUGCGAGCUUGAUGUGGAACGGACCCAUCUGGGACAUUCUCUGUGCUUUUACCAAGGAAGCAAAAUUUGACUAGCCGCAAAUCAAAAGGGCAGAGUAGAUAUUUGCUCUGAUCAGCUGGAUGAAAAUGUUAACAGCAUGAUGGAUUUCCCCCAUCGCUGUAUUUUCUCUGAUUGAGUUUGACCAGCAAUUGGUGCGUAAUUCUUAACAGCAAGAGCAAGAAAUGAAACUGUAGCAAUUAUGUAAAUGAAUGUGUUGGCCUCCUAACACCUGUUACUAGUGGACUUCCUGUGAGGAAGUUAGUCUUGGGGUUUGUUUUGUUUUUUAAUGAAAUGCUUUUGUGUUUUAAAUCUUAAUUCUCCCUGUAUCCUCCCCAUGUGUGCUCACUUCAUUUGUUUAAUUUAAACGAGCCUUUCUCCUUGUAUGUACCAGGUGGGCCGGUGGGGUGGGCUGGGGUGGGGUGGGUGGCUUUUGUUUUGUGUGUUUUCUUUCUUUAGGGCAUCCGUAGGCCUCAAAGGACCUCUCCUUUAGGUCAUAUUCCUCAGAACGUCUUCAUUCUAAUUUGUUUUGUUUUGUUUUGUUUUUCUUAAAGAAUAUUUUUAAAGCUUAAAUUUGUAUAUUAAUUUAGGACUUUAUUUAGAAGUAUAGGCUGUCAUUGGCGGCAGCAGUAUAUUCUGAAAUGUCUCAUAGAUAUAUAUUUUUGAAUAAAGAUGGUGUUGUUGAACGA
Messenger RNA from Prionailurus viverrinus (fishing cat), 3935 nucleotides. It is a transcript of the gene RPRD1B, whose product is annotated as regulation of nuclear pre-mRNA domain containing 1B. Gene Ontology annotation, molecular function: RNA polymerase II C-terminal domain binding. Lineage: Eukaryota; Metazoa; Chordata; Mammalia; Carnivora; Felidae. Gene Ontology annotation, biological process: mRNA 3'-end processing. Bases 418 to 1398 code for a protein of 326 amino acids. The record is from RefSeq and is a predicted model, not a curated record. Gene Ontology annotation, cellular component: RNA polymerase II, holoenzyme. The transcript has 7 exons.